This is a messenger RNA of Metarhizium album ARSEF 1941, 2922 nucleotides long. RefSeq lists its product as uncharacterized. Bases 1 to 2922 code for a protein of 973 amino acids. The record is from RefSeq and is a predicted model, not a curated record. Lineage: Eukaryota; Fungi; Ascomycota; Sordariomycetes; Hypocreales; Clavicipitaceae. Gene Ontology annotation, molecular function: phosphatidylethanolamine N-methyltransferase activity. The transcript is spliced from 3 exons. Gene Ontology annotation, biological process: phosphatidylcholine biosynthetic process.
AUGAGUAACAGCCACGCCGUCGACGCCGAAGCGUCUGAGCUCCGUCAAAGACAGACGAAUGGGUUUCCCAGUGUCGCUGACCCAGCACAGUCUGUUACUUCAGAAAGUCUGGCCACCAAAACCGCCCCGGACCAUGGCAAGCCCAAGUCCAACCCAAAGACCUAUGGGCGAACCCCGGACGGCACAGUUUUCAUUGUGCCAACUACCCAUGACAUGGUUUCGCAGCUUCUGGACCCACGACAGCCCAAAAAUCUGUCAGACGCCGUUGUUCUCGGCAUCCUGGGCUUGAUGAUUUUAGUUGCCUACUCUCUACCAACCGGAUGGAAGCGACCUGUCUUCGCAAUCACUUUUCUGUUCUGGAGAGGCUGCUACAAUGUUGGAAUCGGUGUGUUGUUACAUAUUCAGUCCCACCAUCGACGUCUGAUAACGUGGGCCAAACGAUGGAAGCUCUUCGAAGAUCCCAGAUCAGGCAAGAACCCUCGACCUUGGCUUUACAACCUCCUCAAACGAGAACUCGAAGCAAAAAUACCAGAAGAUUACGACUUCGAGAAGGCGCCUCUGGAGUACAACACAUGGUUGGUCUUCCGGCGGGUUGUUGACUUGAUCUUGAUGUGUGACUUCGUGUCGUAUUGCCUGUUUGCUAUGGUCUGUGGCCACACCCCGGAAGCGGAGAACAUUCUUGUUUGUGCUACUCGCUGGGCCCUGGGUAUUGCCUUGGUUGGAUUCAAUCUCUGGGUGAAGCUGGAUGCCCACAGAGUCGUCAAGGACUUUGCGUGGUACUGGGGUGAUUUCUUCUAUCUCAUCGACCAAGACCUUACCUUUGACGGCGUGUUCGAAAUGGCGCCGCACCCCAUGUACUCGAUCGGCUAUGCUGGAUACUACGGCAUCUCCAUGAUGGCGGCCAGCUACGAGGUCCUCUUCAUCUCCAUCAUCGCCCAUGCCGCACAGUUCGCCUUCCUGGUGACUGUGGAAAAUCCUCACAUCGCAAAAAUCUACAAUCCUCCUACACCGAGGAAGAGAGACGUUUCCCGGCUGCAGAGCGAUUCCAAUGUGAGUCUCGACAUGCCCGACCACAACGUCAUCAACCGCUCGGCUUCUACCACCAAGAUGCCUACGCAAGAGCCACCAGUCCCGGUUCACAACAUGGUUGGCUUCAGCAACAUGGAUCUUUUCAGAGUGCCAGACUCCAUGGUUGUCCUCCUGCCCAUGUAUGUAGCCAUCCUCACUCUGGCGACCCCAACGACGCCAGCUUGGCAGGCCUUCUUCGUAGCUCACGCACUCUUGUGGCGUGUCUGGUAUCACCUGGGGCUAAGCAUUAUUCUUGACAAGCAGUCCAAAACCAAAAUGUGGACCCGUCACUUUCUCAAAUAUGGUGAAAGUGCAGGCGAGGCGUGGCGGCAAUGGAAGGGCCUGCAUCAUAUCAGCAUGAUCAUGUGCAACGCGUCCUUUGUUGCGGCCUGCUACAAGAUGUACUCCAUGCCAGCGGACUGGGGCUAUGGCCUUGUGCUUCUAAAACACGUCAUGGGUGGCGGCUUGAUUGCCCUUCAACUAUGGACUGCCUUCAGCGUCUAUGACUCGUUGGGCGAAUUCGGCUGGUUCUGCGGUGAUUUCUUCUGGGACCAAGAGGCUAAGCUCACGUACACAUCCAUCUAUCGAUUUCUCAACAACCCGGAAAGGAUCUUUGGAACGGCUGGUGCAUGGGGCGGCGCACUCAUUACCUGGAGCAGGGCCAUCUUCAUCAUGGCUCUUGUAGCACAACUGCUUACUCUGUAUUACAUCUCGUACGUCGAGAGACCACACAUGCAAAAGAUCUACGGCAGAAGCAUGCGUGGAGAGGCUGGUCUCACCAAGUUUAUCAAGCGUUCCUUGCCACCUCCGGUGAAAGGCUGGCAAGCGAGUGUCGACAAGGUCCUCGACGAUACCACUCAUUUCGUAGAAGACUUCAUUGAUACCGCUCGCCCCAAGUUUGCUUCCGGUGUCAAGACCAUUGUGCGAGAUACGUCUGCUUUCUUCAACAUCGCACCGGCUCGUAUCACUCUGACCAAGAUUUCUGCUGAUGUGGCUGGCCUGGACCCGAAGCUGUACUCGCUCUCCGUGCAAGGCACGCCGUCUUCCCUGACAAAUAUUCAUGAUAGAGCCACGGGCAAGGAGAGUCUCACCGGGCGGUUUCCCAAGCCCGUCAAGACCACGGCAUUUGAGUAUGGCACUCCCUUGAGAGUCAAGUGGAGGGCACCGGCAAACCACAGCGAAAAGGAUUGGAUUGGCCUGUACAUGGUUACGGAUAACCGGUCCAGAGAGGCUACCGAGGUGCCGUCCCUUGGACGCUGGGCUCCCACGAACGAAGGCGUCUAUGACGCCUUGACCGCUGACCGGAGCAUAGUGACCUCGGAGCAUCCUUGUCCCAAAGGCGACUCGUCUGAGCCAGACAUGGUAGAGGGUGAGGUGGAAUUCAGUGGAGACAAGCUAUGGUGGACGCAGGGUGUUUUCGAAUUCCGAUACCACCAUAAUGGCAAGCAUAUUGCCAUGUCCAUAUCCGAGCCCUUUGAGAUUCGCAUUUCGCAGUUUGCAGAGAAUGAUGCUGAUAUCGAUUCCAAGGGCAUGUACGCCGAAGCAGUCGAGGCGUCUAUCCUGCCGGUUGUCCGGAACUGUCUGGAUAGAGACCCCGAUAUUGCUCCAUGCACUAUCGAUGAAGCAUUUGGUAGCCAUGUCGAGCGUGAUGGCAAAUAUGCCAAGAGGAUAGUAUAUGCCAUUCGAGAAAUGUUUGGGGUUGAUUUUGCGCCAGUUGUGGUGUUGGCAGAUGGAAACGUACGGAAACUAGCCUGGAGAAUCUGUAACGCCAAGGAAGUUCUGGCACCAUAUAGUAUGUCCCGUUCAAAAGGCUCUGCAACGCCAGCGGCGCAAGAAUUCGACACUGAAACUUGA